Molecule: messenger RNA, 432 nt
Organism: Lactuca saligna
Lineage: Eukaryota; Viridiplantae; Streptophyta; Magnoliopsida; Asterales; Asteraceae
Source: the annotation of a GenBank genome assembly
AUGUUGCAGUUUCCAUCAACGGCCUUUGCUCUACGUCGUCACCACCACUUCUUUGAUCUAGGUGAUCCUGAGGAAAUCGUAAAAGAGAUAGAUCGUAUGGCCACUAACCAGGUGAAAGGACCGGUGCUAGUUGAAGACAUUUCCCUCUGUUUCAAUGCUCUGAAAGGCCCUCUAGUGAAUGAGUUUGCUACAUCUGUAGUUGGUUCCCCUCUAACCGAAGUUGGUGAAGGAGCUACCAAUCUUCAUGUAGACCAUGGAGUUGGUGACGAAGACCUUUCAAUGGCCAUGAAUGAAACGCAGAGUCAGGGAACCAGUGUAAGCGGUUCUGGUUCCAUUACCAAUAAUUUCACACCCGACAGUUUUGGCUGCAGUUCCGGUUCAGCUAAAAUAGGUGGGUAUCCGGUUAUACUCAUCGUUAGUUUGGAAGACUGA